AUGGCGACGUCUCUCGGUCUCCCGCCGCCUGAACCGUUUAAAAUACUGGAAGGAAAUACUGCGAUAAAAUGGAAAAAAUUUAAACAGAAAUGGACAAAUUACGAAAUUGCUACAGGAGUUUCAGAGAAAGAAAAUUCGACGAGAGUUGCUACGUUCCUGACAGUGAUUGGGGAAGAAGCGGUCGAUGUUUAUAACACGUUUACUUGGGCCACAGCGGGCGAUAACCUGAAAAUAGACAAG
Paramuricea clavata is the source of this 240-nucleotide messenger RNA. NCBI's taxonomy places the organism in Eukaryota, Metazoa, Cnidaria, Anthozoa, Malacalcyonacea, Plexauridae. The record is from the annotation of a GenBank genome assembly.